AUGAACUCCCCCUCACCGUCUCUGUUCUGCUCGGAACCCAACUGUAUCCCUCCAAUUGCCGGUCUGUGGCCACUGCCAGUGCCCCGCGCCCCUCCCCGCGCGAGCUCCCGCCUCUGCACCCGCAACAGGCUGAGGGCCGCCACCUGCCGGGACCGGCAGGAGCACACGGCUGCGGAGCGGGGCAGGACUGGGGACAGCACCUUUUAUCCCCGGACACCCCUGGAAGCGUGCUGGCGGCUGGGCCGCCCGGGCGUGGUGGUGGCGCUGACAGCUGCGCUCCUGACCGCGGGCUGGGCCAGCCAGUACAACCAUGUGAGCUACCUCGGCUCGCUCCCAAGCAGCAGCUUCUACGCCAAGCCGCCACAGUAUGUGGACAUUGCAGCAGACCUGUGGCUGUGCCACAAUGUGGGCUACAAGAGGAUGGUGCCGCCCAACCUGCUCAAGCACGAGACCAUGGCGAAGGUGAAGCAUCAGGCCAGCAACUGGGUGCCCCUGCCUAAUAAGAACCGCCACAUGGGCACGCAGGUGCAAGCCCCUCCGCGUCUCUCUCUCUGCUUGCUCUUCGCGCCCGUCUGCCUCAACCUGCCCAUCUACCCCUGCCGCUGGCUCUGGGAGGCUGUGUGCAACUCUUGCGGCCCACCACGCAGUUUCUUCAGCUUCUGCUGGCCCGAGAUGCUCAAGUGCGACAAGUUCCCCAAGGGGGACAUCUGCAUUGCCAUGACCCCACCCAAUGCCACCAAAGCCUAA
Molecule: messenger RNA, 747 nt
Organism: Propithecus coquereli (Coquerel's sifaka)
Lineage: Eukaryota; Metazoa; Chordata; Mammalia; Primates; Indriidae
Product: secreted frizzled-related protein 1-like
Biological process (GO): canonical Wnt signaling pathway; negative regulation of canonical Wnt signaling pathway; non-canonical Wnt signaling pathway
Molecular function (GO): Wnt-protein binding
Source: RefSeq, a predicted model, not a curated record